Messenger RNA from Cicer arietinum (chickpea), 1576 nucleotides. Its product is annotated as ubiquinol oxidase 4, chloroplastic/chromoplastic. Gene Ontology annotation, cellular component: thylakoid; mitochondrion. The record is from RefSeq and is a predicted model, not a curated record. Lineage: Eukaryota; Viridiplantae; Streptophyta; Magnoliopsida; Fabales; Fabaceae. Gene Ontology annotation, molecular function: alternative oxidase activity. Gene Ontology annotation, biological process: carotenoid biosynthetic process; alternative respiration.
UACAUUCUUUUGUGAAACAGAAAAAGAGUUAAAUGACGCACAAAUAUCUUUCUCCUACAAAUAUCUAUACCGGCUCACACAGAAUAUGCCGAUGCGUAACACCGGAGUAAAAAGUCGCCGGAAUUCCCCCCGCAAAACGACAAACAUCUUUGAAUGGAGACACCACACCACCAAGUCCAAAUAACUAACGUUUCCUUUUCCAUUUCCACUUAUUCAUAAUAUCUAAUUCACCUCCAUUUUCAUCCACCACUUACCAACAUAACAACAUGGCCGCGUUGUUCUCUUCUUCCCUCUUUCCAACAACACCUCUUAACAAAUCCCAAAUCCAUCGUCCUAUCCAUUUUCCCCUUUCAUAUCGUCCACCACUUUCCAGGAUUUGUGCAUCUCUCUUACAAGAUAAAGAGAAUAAGGUUAUUCUACAGGAUUCUUUCCCAUCAAAGACUUCUCCUUUAGAUUCAUCUACUGAGAACUCAAGUAGUAAUAAUAAUAAUAAUAAUAAUAAUAAUAAUAAUAAUAGUUCGUCACCAAGUGGUUGGGAAAAAGGGGUUAUCAAGGUUGAACAAUCAGUCAAUAUCUUUCUCACGGACUCUGUGAUAAAGAUACUUGAUGCUUUGUACCAUGAUAGAAAUUAUGCAAGGUUUUUUGUGCUUGAAACUAUUGCUAGGGUCCCUUAUUUUGCCUUUAUGUCGGUUCUCCACAUGUAUGAGAGUUUUGGCUGGUGGAGACGGGCGGACUAUCUGAAAGUGCAUUUUGCUGAAAGCUGGAAUGAAAUGCAUCAUUUGCUUAUCAUGGAAGAACUUGGAGGAAAUGCUUGGUGGUUUGACCGGUUUCUUGCUCAACAUAUUGCAAUAUUUUAUUAUUUCAUGACAGCUUUAAUGUAUACAAUAAGCCCAAGAAUGGCAUAUCAUUUUUCUGAAUGUGUAGAGAGUCAUGCAUUUGAAACUUACGACAAAUUUAUCAAGGAGCAAGGAGAGGAAUUGAAAAAAAUGCCGGCUCCUGAGGUUGCUGUGAAUUAUUAUACAGGAGGAGACUUGUAUUUAUUUGAUGAAUUUCAAACCUCCAGAGUUCCAAAUACUAGAAGACCUAAGAUAGAGAAUCUGUACGAUGUAUUUAUGAACAUCAGAGACGAUGAAGCUGAACAUUGUAAGACAAUGAGGGCUUGUCAAACUCAUGGGAACCUCCGGUCGCCUCAUUCCUAUGCAGAGGAUGAUGAUGAUGACUCAGUCUGUACUCCUGAAGCAGGUUGUGAAGGAAUAGUAGACUGUAUAAAGAAAUCUGUUACUUCUAAUCCAGCUAAGGUGAAGUAGGAUAUGGUGUACUUACUAUUCAUAAUACAUUCAUUCCAACGAAGUAUAGAAAAGGAUACGGGGCAGAUUCCUCUAUAGUAAGAUAUAGGAAUAAUGAUUAGAGUUAGUAAAUAGUUGAAAUUUGGAUGAGAUUUCUCUCAAGUGAGGGUUGUAAGAGCAUUUUUUUAAAAUUUUAUUGGAUCAUAUAUGCUUUGAAUUAAAGCAAGCUAUAUUUGUAUUUAUUUACUUCAAAGAUAAAUGUAUUCUUAAAAAGCAUUUUUUUCUUGAAA